Molecule: messenger RNA, 2163 nt
Organism: Venustampulla echinocandica
Lineage: Eukaryota; Fungi; Ascomycota; Leotiomycetes; Helotiales; Pleuroascaceae
Product: Glutamate carboxypeptidase II
Exons: 8
Coding region: 1-2163 (720 amino acids)
Molecular function (GO): carboxypeptidase activity
Source: RefSeq, a predicted model, not a curated record
AUGGCAAGAAGAUAUUCAGGGAUUUGCCUGUCGCUGGUUGUGCCUCUGGCCACCGCUUGCCAACAUCUUAUACCAGAACCAAUCAGCGGUGUCUCGAGCGGGGCAAUGCUCAAGAUCCGUGAUACGCCACUUACCAAUCUAACAGAAAACGAAGCAAUCCUAUCCAACGCCUUCGACGCCAUUGAAAUUGAGACAUGGUCUUCCUACUAUACUCAUGGCGAUCAUAUAGCCGGGAGAAACAAGUCCAUGGCUCAGUGGACCGCGGAUAAGUUUACGGGUUAUGGUAUUCCUGCGUCGCUCGCGGAAUAUGAAGUUCUUUUGAACUAUCCUGUUUCUGCCUCUGUUUCGUUGAACUACCCUGAUGGCAGCAAGUACGACGCCCAGCUGUUUGAAGAUCCUGUGGCUGAAGAUGAGACAACAACGUAUCCGGACAGUAUACCUGCAUUUCAUGGAUAUUCGGCAACAGGGAAUGCUACGGCUGAAUAUAUAUAUGUUGGAAAAGGCCAUGUGGAUGAUUUCAAACGCUUGCUCCAACUUGGAGUCGACCUUAAAGGCAAGAUUGCACUGGCCAUGUAUGGCGGUCCGUUUCGAGGUGUCAAAGUAAAGAAUGCUCAGGCGAAUGGCAUGGUUGGUGCUAUUCUGUUUACGGACCCAAUAACUGAUAGCACUCAAGACGGUGCAUCAUAUCCCGAUGGGCCAGCCAGACACCCAUCGUCUCUUCAGCGCGGGUCGGUUCUCGACCUUACCAAAUACACUGGUGACCCAACCACUCCUGGAUACCCGUCUAAACCAGGUGCCAAACGCACGGAUGGGCACGAAGUCCUACCUCAGAUACCUUCUCUUCCGAUAUCUUAUCGCGAUGCAACCCUGUUAUUACAAGCAUUGGAUGGUUAUGGUGUUUCCGGGAAGGACGUCAGCAGAGAUGGAUGGGUCGGUGCCCUAAAUGCUACCUAUAGCACGGGACCGGCUCCAAAUACCACUAUAUCAAUAUCCAAUAUCAUGUCAAGCAGCAUCACACCCAUUUGGAAUGCUAUUGGAAUAAUCAAUGGAACACACGCAGAUGAGACAAUAAUCGUUGGAAAUCAUCGUGAUGCCUGGAUUAUUGGUGGAGCAGGGGAUCCGAAUUCUGGCACCGCAGUCUUAGUUGAACUAUCCAAGGCCUUUGGCGAGCUUCUAAAAACAGGUUGGAAGCCUAGAAGGAACAUCGUGUUAUGUUCCUGGGAUGCAGAAGAAUACGGGCUCGUAGGCUCUACCGAAUGGGUCGAAGAAUAUGCCCCCUGGCUUUCGGAAACAGCAAUCAGCUAUAUCAACGUUGACAUCGCUGUGGCCGGUCCUAAGCCCGGGGCGGCAUCUUCGCCCGAACUUCGCACCGUGGCUCAAGAUAUUAUGACGAAAGUGAAGUACCCCAAAGGUGAUUUCAAAACGCUCUACGAUGCCUGGUACGCUCUAUACCGGUUCCGGCUGGAUGAUCAUGGCUUUGGGAACCUUGGAAGCGGAAGUGAUUAUACGGCUUUUUUGCAGCUAGGAAUUGGAGCACUCGAUUUCUCAAUGCAAGGUAGCAGAGGCGACCCCGUCUACCACUACCACAGCAACUAUGAUUCGUACCACUGGAUGACCAAAUACGGCGACAAAGACUUUGUCUCCCACACUGCAGCCGGACAGUUCUUAACCCUCCUCACAUACCAUCUCGCCGACGACGCUCUCAUCCCCUUCGACCUUGAUGCGAUGCAGAAAGGUGUUGAGCAGUGGCUCCGCAAUUUCCUAAUCCUCGUGAACUCAUUUAGCGACCUCGAAAAGCUGCAAAGGGACAUCAACUUCAGCGGGCUACAUAACGCUCAAAAGAACUUUACGCAGGCCGCGACUGAUUUCACUGCGUGGACAAAUCAGGAGGGGUUUAGGAGUAAUGACACAGCUGUCAGCCUGGCUAAUAAGAAGCUCCGCGAUUUUCAGAGGGCAUUUAUUAAUCCCGAGGGCUUGCCGGGGAGGAGUUUUUAUAAGAACGUUGGAUAUGCUCCAGAUGUUAAUGACGGUUACUCUGCUCAGACCCUUCCAGGACCAACUGAAGCGCUCAGGAAUGGAGAGGAUCGGGUGGCGGCGAGGGCACAGGUUGAAAUAACGAUAGCCUGUAUUCUCAAGGCUGUGGAGAUCUUGAAGGUGGGUUAA